AGGGAAUUAUUGGAAUAAUAAUAUUUGGACCAGAAUGGAGAUGAUGUAGGGAGAGAGGAAGAGGGGUGCUGAUGGAGUGUAUAGGUCAGGUGUGGUGGAGAAGAAGAGAUAUGAGGGGUUACAAGCUUUUAGAAACUCGAUUUUGGAGAAUAAGAUCAAGACGUUGAGGAUAGAGACAGCUGAUGUCAAUAAUCCACGGCCUCAAAGAAAGGGUUGUUUGCCCUCCUUUGCUCCUUCUCCAUUUACUUUAAACGUGAAGAAGAGUCUAAACAAAGGGAGGAGGAACAAUCAGAAAAUUCGUGAGGUUCAAUCCCAAAGAGUGUCUCCCGUCAGGGAGCACUCUUUGGCAAUCUUUCCCAUGAAUUUGUUUAAAGUUCAGCACUCUAAAGUGACUCCAAAGAAGGUCAAGAGCAUCACAUUAAAAUCAUAAGUUAAUGAAGCAAUGUUUUAGCCCUUGAAAAUUAUGAAUGAGUCUCAUUGAUAAAUGAACCUGUAAUGUCGGAAUUGGCAGCCAUGCAAAGAUAGAUAGAGUUUACUUAGCAGAUGGUAAAAACAAUAGGAGAGGAGUUAAGAUCCAUUCUAUGACACCACUGUUGAAAGAUGAAAUUGGCUUUCAUCGAAGUGUUGAUCAUAAAUUCAACUGAUUGAAAAAUGACUUUCUGAAAUCAAGGCCGCUCUAAAUCCUCAAAUUUUCAAAUCUUCCAAAACUACAACUAAACCCACCCAGGAUAAACCCCAGUUUCUAAACCCUCAAAAUCAGCCCUAACAGUCUACAGACAUCUCUUAAUCCUAUUAAGACCAUAAAUCUCUCAAUCAUUACCCCAAAACCUUUCAAUAUCAGCCAAAUAAUCACCCCUGAAUCACCAAACUCAGCCAAAAAGUGUCUAUCCACUUUGACCCAAUCAUCCAUUCCAAAAAUCCCAAAAUCUUUCCAAAACCAAAACCUGAAUUAACAUAAAGAAGAAGCAGAGAGCCCAUCAUUCGAUGCUGGGGAGGCCAAAGAACCAGCCCAGACUUGUCUCGAAUAGGGCGGAUAAUAGUGAAAAUUCAAGAAAAGUUUUAGAAAUGCUGUCCCGUGUGUCAAGACAGAGCUUUAGAAAUAAAUUAAUAAUACUCUCACAGAGGAAAGAGAGCCUGAAGAAAGAAUAUGCAAAGAGAGGAGGGAUGGAAUACUUGCAGAAAGUCUGAAAACGAAUUUUGGACAAGAGAAAGAAUGAAUCUGAGUUGAGCAAGGUGACUCUUGAUCAUAGAAAGCUUUAUUUGAGAAGACGGAGCAAUAACGAAUGGCCAAAACACCAGUAAUCAUACUUCAAUUUCUCAAAUUCCAAAUGGGGUUUUGG
This is a messenger RNA of Moneuplotes crassus, 1340 nucleotides long. Lineage: Eukaryota; Ciliophora; Spirotrichea; Euplotida; Euplotidae. The record is from the annotation of a GenBank genome assembly.